Meloidogyne enterolobii is the source of this 554-nucleotide messenger RNA. NCBI's taxonomy places the organism in Eukaryota, Metazoa, Nematoda, Chromadorea, Rhabditida, Meloidogynidae. The record is from the annotation of a GenBank genome assembly.
UUUUCACAAUGGAUAUUGAAAAGAAAUUACCCUUAGAAUUAUUAUUAGAAAUACUUAAAUUCUUCCCCCUUAAUAUUAAAUGGAGUAUUAUUAGAGUAUCAAAAGAUUUUGACAUUUUUGUUCUCAAACUUCAAGGAAAUUGGAUAGUCAAUAUUAUAUUUACAAAGACAACCAUUAAGGAUAACUUCAACAAAGCUAUGGGCUAUUUGCAAAGCUUGGAUGGUAAGGAAGACACAUUGACUGAAACGCAAUUAAAAUUUUUCUGCAAUGAAUUUGAUGAUGUCUUUAUGGGGUUCAAGUGGAAUGCGAAGUUUUCUGAGGGAAUUGCGCAGGUCAUUAAGGACGUUAAGUGGCAGUUCUUCGAGAAGAACAAGCCUGCCUUUAUCGUAAAGAAGGAUCGACUUCAUUCUUUGUUUCAGAAUUCGAUAACCGUUGCUUUGGUUGCCGAUUCGGCUCUGGACGAUUGGUUGCGUUUUUCCGAAGAAGUUGUGACCACGUUGCACCUCUUAAUGAAUCGAUACGCUAAGAGCCGUGGCAUGCUUUCUGCAAGGUAA